GAAAUAUUUGCAUUAACGACCAGCAUAGAGAUAUUUGAACCGAUAAGACAAUAUUGCAGAAGACUGCAGAUUCUAGUCAAGUAGUCAGUAGUAUUUCUUGGUAUUUCUCAACUAGUGUUUUCAACGAUGAGUUUACAUUCAAUUUCAGAUUAUUUCGACGACAUAACAAUGUCAAGGCGUAGGGGCACAAAAAGCAGUGAAGUUCUUUACUCCCAAUUGCCCACGAGUGACCAAGGCUUCACCGAUGCCCAAUUUCUAGUACCGGCUCAAAAAGUACCUUGGAAGGCAAUCGCUUUAGCUACAAUGUUACUUGUCGUUGGUACAAGUUUACUUGUUUUCGGAUGCAUGGUUGUAACGGGGCAUAUUGUUCUUCAGUAUUCGGAUAGAAUGUGGCCUAUGAUAAUUUUAGGUGUGUUAAUGUUCAUACCGGGGGCCUAUCAUAUAAGAAUUGCUUAUUAUGCGUACAAAAAAGUGCCUGGGUUUUCAUUCGAUGAUAUCCCCGAGUUUGAAUAGAAGCUUAAUUGUUUUGGGACUUAAUUAAUAUUUUAAAUACAAGUAUUAACUAACAAAAUAACGCUUUAAAAUAUGUUAUUUAUAUUAAAGAUUUUGUAACUACGCAUUUUAAUAGUUGUGAAAACUGGAGAACUAAAAGAUUUUAAAUUAUAUUCUAGUCAUUUAAAGUAAUUUUUUAAGUAUUUGUUAUAUCACUUUAUCAGUAACAAAAGGCAAAAUG
Molecule: messenger RNA, 733 nt
Organism: Anoplophora glabripennis (Asian longhorned beetle)
Lineage: Eukaryota; Metazoa; Arthropoda; Insecta; Coleoptera; Cerambycidae
Product: transmembrane protein 230
Exons: 2
Coding region: 127-513 (128 amino acids)
Cellular component (GO): endomembrane system
Source: RefSeq, a predicted model, not a curated record